Caenorhabditis auriculariae is the source of this 8329-nucleotide messenger RNA. NCBI's taxonomy places the organism in Eukaryota, Metazoa, Nematoda, Chromadorea, Rhabditida, Rhabditidae. The record is from the annotation of a GenBank genome assembly.
AUGGUCACUUUGAGGUGCGUUUCCUUUUUUGGUCAAAGAAAACUAUUUAAAAUUCUUAUAUCGAGCAGACCAGAAUUGAAAAAAAAAGCAUUAUUGGGCUUUAAAUCUCAAUCAAGUUUCGGUUUUCGAACAGAAAAAAAUAAUAAUUUAUAUUAUUCAACAUGGUUUAAAAAGUUACUCUGAGUAAUAAUCCAAUCAGGAAAGUCCAAUUUUUUUCUCAAGUUCCUUUUUUUAUUUAAAAUCCAAUAAGCCUUAGAAAUAAAAAUUUUCACGCUAAAAAAAUCUACUUUCUAAUAUAAUGUUCACACAAGAUUCACUGCACAAAACCAAAAAAAGUAUAUUCCGCGAUUUUUUCUUUUCAUAAAAAUCAGCUGGUAUUCUCAAACCGCAAAGCUUAAAGAUCACAGAAAACUGAUUAUUUUCGAAAAAAAUUCCAAAUUCUCACGACGUCUUCGAAAGUUCAAAAAAUAAGCUUUUUUCUCUCCAAUAAGCUUCUCAAAUCCAAAGCUCCAUGUGUGGUCGUCGUGGAAAAUGAGGGAAAAAUGCAAAUAUUAAAUUUCUCAUAUUUUUUUGGAUUUUCUAGUCACUCAGAAAUAAUUAAAAUCCUACUUCAAAGACUUCCACAAAACUAUUGUCCACCAGAUGAAGGUUUAAAAAUGAAGAUACAACUUAAUCUUUCAUCUCAGUGACAUAAAUUAUAUGAAAGAAAUUUUUGAAUAAAAAAUGGCCAUACUCUACCUCUACCUGCGCCUCAUUGACAACCCAUCAUUUUUGGCCGAAAAAUGCCAUUUUCGUGUCGAUUUUCGCCGCUUGCGCCGAAGGACUCUUCUCAGCUCCUACGUUUAUUUUUCCCUUCUCUUUCCAAAAACAUAAGAGUUUAUUCAACAAAAAAGCUGCCGUUAGACUACAAAUGUUAUACGUACAGCUGGGGCAGUACAAGUUUUUCUCUUUCCGAAGACGAAAAAUAAAAGCUUUUGCGGAGGUAAAUAUUUUUGCGGGAUCUCGAUUCCAACUGAAUUGCCGCUUGUUUUGACCGCGCCUUCGGCCAAUUAGCCCCAAUUCCUUCCUCAUUUUUUCCAUGUCAGAUUAAAAAAAAACAGGAGAAAUGGGUUGAUAAGAUGGAAUAAUGCUUCUUGAAUUUUAAAAAUAUUCUAAAAAAAUGUUGAGAUUAUCGAAAAUAUCAUGGCAAAAAUCAAAUUCUAUUAAUGAAGCUUGAAUAAAAGGUAUUCGAAUCCAGAGUAGUCAAAAAAUUUCAACCAAAAAAUGAGCUUUUUUAAAAAAGCAGUCUAAAAAGAUUCAUCCCUUUCAACCAAAAUGACAAAAAACGAAAUAAAGAACAAAUCGGCCGCUGCUCUAUUAUUCAUACGCGCUCCAGGGGCAACACAAUCCAAAGCUGCUUCGUUUUGACACUUUCGACGUCUUCGUUUUACAUAAUUUGGACUUUCCAAGUGUAGGUUUAGUUCUUAGGUUCAGUUAUUUCGAAGAGUUUCUAGAAGAGUUGGAAAAUUUUUAUAUGGGUCUCGAAGUGAAGAUAUUUUUUUAGCAUUAAUGAACGGCAAACUCGGCGCCUUCAAACCUCAAAAACAUUAUACCAUUUUCCAAGUAACCCUUAAAAAUAAUAAAUCUACAGUAAUCAAUAGAAAGGCAUCAAAAUCCCCCGUCCCACAUUACAAGCCAAAAGUAAUCCCUGGAACUGCGGUCGUAAAAAAAAGAGAAGAAGCAUAAAAAAAGCCCAUCCACCGUAGGAUCAGAGGAAAAAAAAGAUAUUCAAAGAAGGCAAUGAGCCAUGGAAAUGACCGUAUCUUAGCCAAUAAGAGCAGAUUUUUGGCCUUCUUCGAAGGUCGAUCGCCUCCGGCCAAAUCGCACUUUUCCGACUAUUAGGCAGCUAUUUUUUCUUUUUUCUCUCUCUCUGCGCCGCACACUUAUUCGAUGGCUCGGCUCGCUUUGAAUAAAGUAUUUCGCAACUAAUUUUUUUAUAGUACAUCUGUUGCCCAAAAGUUGUGAAAGCUCAAAGUUCUGGACUAGGACACUGUAAUUAGGUCAAAGUUCUCAUUCUGAUGGAAAAAUGAGUUGGUGAUUCAAUUCAAAACUCCGAAUUUGGAAUUGAAUUACUUAGAAAAUUUUUUGUAAGACAAUAAAGAUAUACUUCAAAAAGCACUGAUAUUUGAUCAUUCGAUUUCAAUUUUUUUGAAUAAGAAAUCUGAAAAAGAAAACCGCCCAGUCACCAAUCUGAUUCUUUCUUCUUUAGAAGUUUUGAUUUUAUUUUUCAAAAAAAAACUUGCCUUAAAAAAUUGAUGACACAAAAAUUUUUUUGCAAGAUAUAACAGUGAAAAAGGUUCUCAGACAUUGAAAAAUAUCGAAUUUUUUUAAAAAAAUUUCAUUUACACUUCCAAAACAAGUCAGUCCCCUUGAUAGUCUAGACAGUCACGAAAAAAAGUUCUAUAGGAUCAUUUUUCCACAAUUAUAAACUUUAAUCUAAACCUUCAAUUUUAACUUGAAACCUUUUUUUAAUUUAAAAAAACCGUUUGAAGUAAAAUUAUGAAGCCUUCAUGAUAAGAAUUACGAAAAAAAUCUCCAGAUAUUUUCUAUAAAAAAAGGCCUAUAUGAAAAUUCGAAAUCUUUCACAAAAGAACAACCAAAAAAAGUAAACGAUAAAUUUUUUUGGCAGCCGGACAAUUUUUCACCUUUUUGUGGUGCGCCUUUAAAGUACAUCCGAGCAAUUUGGAAAAAAGAAGCAGAACAGAAAUUCGGUUUGGGGGACGAAAAAAAGACGAAUGGGGAAAAUGUGAAAGAAGCCAACUCGUUUAAUCUUGAUUAGAAGGUUUUUUCGUUCUUUGGAAUCGGUAAAGAUGGAUUUUUUGUGGAUGGAAACAGAUGAGGAAAAUUCCAAAUAGAUGAGGGAAAAAAAAAGAAUUUUUUUGACCAAAAAAGUACCUCGAUUUCGAUUUACUUUCAUGCCUUCUUCGCUUUUUCUUUUUGAAAACUCAGCUCAAACUUGGUAAAAAAAAACUUUUUUGCCCUUCCAAACUUCUUCCCAAAAAAAAUCUCAAUGAACCUCGUUUCUGCGUCGAAAUCUGGCUAGACGGACAUUUUUUGCAGUUUCUCGCUCAGCUGAUUUUCCGGUCAAACGGGCUUUUGCCCUGAAAACCAACGUCACUUCUCUUAUUUCUUCCAAGAAUCUGGGUUUCAGAAAACACAAAAUUUGUUUCCGAGCCACUUUUGGAUUCCUCGGAGAAAAUGAAUUACCAACGGAAAUUUGUGCUCGAAAUUCGAAGCAAAGUGCUUUCUCUCGGCUUUGUCUAUCCUUUUUGGGUUUUCAAGUCCCAUUCUUUGGAACUCCGACUCAGGAUCGAUUAAUGAGAAAUUUGUGGCGAUUUCUGAGACCUUUUCUUUUUUGGGGUCUUCUAGAGAUUGGGGCUGUUCAUUUCAAAAAUGAUGUAUCUCCAGAAAAGGCCAAAAAAAUCUUGAGAAGAAAAACUACCUAUAGAGAUUUUUAAAAAAAAGGUUGUCAUUUAUUUCUCCAAUGCAAUCUAGCACACUCUGGGAAAAAGUGACACCAAAAAAAAAAAUAAAGAUCUUGAAAUAUCAAAAAUAAGAAAAACAUUUCAAGCCAGUAACCUCCCAGAAACUUUUAUCGAAAAACUUUUGGAGCGCUAUCCGUUUUUGGGCAAUUUUAAGCCAUUUAGCGACAACUUUAGUGAAUUUAUAUUUAUUUCGUGUUCAAUUCUACGCACACGAAUCUGGCCCCAAAAAAAAUUUCAAAAACUUAUUUCUCUCUCUUCUUCGUUUUCCCUUUUACUUCUCAAAAAUUAAGCGACUAAGCUGCUUCAAAACUAAAAAAGAUCGACACCAAACUGAAAAAAUUUCAACAUCUAAUUUCAAAGGCUGAAAUUACCGCAUCCAGCCUUUUUUUUCGAAGAAGUAGUGUCAAAUUGUGGGGUUUUUUCGUUCUUUCACAUAAUACCUAUUUAUCCUCUCCGAAGGUUUUCUAAUCUCUUCGGGCCAUCGGUUUCCCGAAAAAGAAAAGAAAUGGAGAAGUCUUCUUUUUUUUUCUUCUCCGGGCCAAAGACUCGAUGAAGUGUUCGGUGUCAACUGCGGACUUUGCUCUUUUUCUUGAAUUUCUCGAUGGGUGGAAAUUCUUCUUUCAUCGAAAAAGAGAAGAACCCUCGAAAAUCCUUCACGGUUCACUGAAUGUCAGUGGGAAAUGGGCCAUCAAAAAAAAAAACAACAGAGCAAAAAAGGAAAAAAAAACGUCACGUUGUGUUUAUCGAGCAUCUAAUUCGAGUUGUUCGUUGCUCGAGUUCGUCUUUUUUUCGCCUUUUUUGGUUGGUUGCUUCUAACUGCGUAAACAUUUAUUUCCGUUUAUAAUUCCUUUUUUGGUGUGGCUGGAUUAGGCGUCAGUUGGCAAAGAUUCUCGAAUUUCGCGCCUUCUUUUUUUUUGAAGGCUUCAAAGCUGGAUUUUUUUCUGAGAAGGAGGAAAAAGACGAAGAACACGGGGAACGGAUAGGUCUUGAAAAGGAUGCAUAGAAAUAAAUUAAUGGCUGUUUAUAAACUUAGAAAAUUGCCUGUUUUUUCUCUUGGUUUUCAUUUUCGUUCAAGAAAGUAAGAGUUAGGCGAUUUUUUAGGUUAAAAUUUGAUUGAAAAAAAAACCUCUUCCAAAACUUUUCACACUAUAAAGUUUCAACUUGUGGUCAGAUACUUGUGAUCUGAAUAUCAAAGUUGAAAAAACACCGAUUCUUCAAGAUCUCAUUCAUUUUGAAAUUUGAAAUUUCUUAUAUCACAAAACUCGACUUCUACUUCCAAAUUUCCUCCGAAAUUGGUCCAACUAGAGCUCCUAGUUGAGUAGGAACAACUUGCUCGAGAGCUCUCUUUCGGCCUCAUUAAAAAAAUUCUUCAAAAAAACUUUUCCUCAUCUCGUUUCGUAUUCUCAUGGCUUCGUUUUUCCUUUGCUUGCCGUCAACAAAAAUUAUGAUUUUACUAUAUUUUUUUAAUCCAAAAAAAGGAAAUCACAAGGGAAAGGAAAGAAAAGGGACCGGAAAGUGACCUAACGAGGACAACAUAAAAAGUUCCGUCGUCAAGCGUGUAAUUUUCGGGAAAAGCCUGGCGCGAGGUUACUUUAUGCAUCAAUAGGUUGAAAAAGGGAUUUUCAAAGGACCUAGUAGGAAAUAAACGUUCGAAAGCAUAUGAUGAAAAAUCGAGGUAAAAAUAAACUAUUGAAAAACUAAGAAAAGUCUCCCAAAACUUAACAAAUUUCGUUUUAAAGGGUACAGAAAAUACAUUAUUUUAUCAUUAUUACUUUUCUUGAACCCGAUUCUGCCAUUUGAUUUUCUGAUAGUCGAUAAUGCUCUCAGUGCUUUUCGAAUUCGUUUCAAGACUUAACUUCAAAGUCAACGAACAGAAAGUCCCAAAAUGUUCCUAGAAAGCCAGUUUUUCUUGCAAAGCCAUCCAAUAAAUCCAGACAAAUGUUGCCGGGGUCAAAUAAAAAAGUCAACCCAACUAACCCCAUUUGGUGGCAAGACAAACUGCGCUUCUUCUCUUUUUUUUCGAUCUUUUUGCAGGAUUUUUUUUUCUAUUUGGGUGGAUUUGAGCUGAAUUAUUCAGAUUUCGCUGUCUCUAAUGAAAACUUUGCAUUGAGAGAAAUAUUGAAGCUUCCAAGAUAUUUUUAAAGACAUGAGAAUAAAAGUUACGUUAUUAAAAGAAUAAGAAGAUACCGGGCAUUUUUUUCGAAAAAUGAAUAUUUCCAAGUGAAAUUUUGAAAAAAAAUUUUUUUUGAGCUUUAUACACAACUAGCAGUUAACUGAACACUCUAUCAAAGUUUAUAUGAAAGGCUUUGAAAGUUUUCGAAACUUUCAAGAUUUAAUAUUGGGGAUAUUUCAAAAGUAUUUUUCUGUAAAAAUUAAUGCCUAGACCACCUUCGAACUCUUCAACACUUUACUCGUUGAAAGUUCGAAAAAUCAAAAACCAUUCACGAAUUAAGUGAACCCUGGCCAUUCCUGACUCUUCAACAAGUUGCCCACGCAAAGAAUAAAAAAUUUGGCACAUUUUCCCUUGAUCAACACGAAAAGCCCAUUGUUCGUGCCUUUUUUCUCCUUGCCGCCCUUCCCUAUUGUGCAAUUCCUAUGUGUGCUUUUCAUUCAAUUACUUCCUAUUUUGUUCAAAUUUUCUCAGGGAGGCGUUUCGGAAAUCGACAGAGUUUUCCAUGUUGCGAAGUUUCAGAGAGACUCAGAACUUUUGGCUGGAUGCCAAAUCAAAAUAGAAUCACCGCCCGAAAAAGUGGAUACAAUGAAUUGAAGGUCAAAAAGCUUGGAAAAGAUUGAUUGGAAAUGAAACAUUUCGAAAAAAACUUUAAAAAUAGAGUUUUGGUAAAUUUUCUCGGUUAGUGCUUACUUUCACUUCUUUAAAAUGGUCUAAAAACUUUUGAAGCUUCAAGAUCAUAAAAUUUAGCAAAAGACUUGAAAAAAUCGAGAAUUUUAAAAGACAUCCAACUAUUCAGAAAAAUCUAAAAAUUGUGAAAUUAAGUUUAAAAAAAAGAAGUGGAGAAUGUAUCAUAUCUGAUGUAUUGUCAUGAUCUUUCAGUUUCGCUUCUUAUACAUUUUUUGAAGCCUUCUAAAAUAUUCAACCUUUUUAAGUCCCUACAUGAGACUCUAAACAAAACUUCUCAUCAUGACUCCCAUAAAUCCCAUCAUCCUCCCUUCGUUAAUUGAUUCAAAAGACAGGAACCUCCUUCAGAAGGCAGGAAAAACAAUGAAGAGCCGCCAGUCUAAUUGGUAAUUAAUCGGAGCGCGGCCACGGCGAAUUUGCAUAACUAAGCCAAUAUUCGGCUCAUCUUCAUUAACGCCAGAAAAGGGAUUUCACGCGCCAAACAUACAUAAACAACGAGUUUUGGGGGGACUUUUGGGUUGGCAAAAAAUGUAGUUUAACUUCGUCUUGGCACGCAACACCUCAUGUCUUAUUCAUUGAAGUUUUAGGUUGGGUCUAAAUUAUUGGAAAGGUACGAAGGUAGUGAAAGGGGGGAUAAAAAAAUGAUUCAUGAGCCCCUUAGCUUGUCCAGAAAGAUAACAAGAGCAAAAAAAUAUUUUACCCGCUUAAAAAUUCGCGAUUUUUUUCUUACUCUACUAAAAAAAUAUCUCACGGAUUAUUUUUCCUGAUAAAAAAAUAUCUACUCAUUUCAAAAAUCAAUAUUUUUCCGCCCGAUAAGGCUCUCUUUAUACAUUAAAUUAACCUCCAAAAACUACCGUUUUCCCAGAUUUUUUAUAAUUUUAGUCAUCAGAUACGAACGUUACAGCUAGCUUCAGCAUAUCUCAAACUAAAAAAACAAAAAUAAUAUAUUAUAAAUCUAUUUUUACCCAAAUGAAAAACAGACUGAAAGCCUCAAUUUUGCAGGAACUUUGGCCAUCACAUCGCCUAUUCGGUGCGAAGAUUGCUCAAAUCGCCGCGCAGCUCGCCGACCAAAUUGUUCUUCAAGAGAAAGGACGAAACCUACUCCGACCUCAGGUUUCCAUCUUUUCCAACUCAAGUUCAAAGUUCACGCGAUUUUUUUCAAGCUACGGGGAGGGAAAUUAUAGGAAAAUCAACGAUUUUGAAGUCUUUGAUAAAGUUCUUUCUGCUUCGAGAAAUUGGGGUCUUAACUCAAAAACUCACUCCAUGGGAACGAACCAGGAAAAAAAAUAAUAAACUUUCUUUUUUUCUCAAAACCUUUGAAUGAUAUGAGAAAAAAAAACUACAAUUACAAAAAAUAAAAAGCUUGAAAAUCAAAAAUGAAGCAAACAUUUUAAAAUCGACUCAAAAAGGCGUAUUUUUUUAAAAAUCAAAAAGUGAAAAAGAAAGGAUUGCAAAGUUACAAAAAAGAGCAUAGUCGGGGGUCAUAACGGUAUUGAAGAGAAGGGUUUAAGGUAAGGAGAAGAAGAUCAACAUCUUAAAACACCACAGCGAAGACUUUUGAACCUUCUUGAACAAACUUAUCGGUCUUCGCAUUCAAAAGCUUCAAGCUCCUGAUGAAAAUAUACAGUUUUAACUUCGCUGUGGAAAAUAACAAGGUUUAUUUACACGAGUGAUAAUUGAACUUCUCGGUUUGGAAUUUUCUAGAAAUUAGCUCAACCACUUUCUGAAGGUCUAUAUUAGACCCCCUUAUAGACACUAUCUGCGCAAACUUCUAUUUUUAAAGAAAUGAUUUUUCAGUUUUCCAAAAUUUGAGUUUCAAGCCAAGCUUUUAAAACACUUACCCCUUAAAACACUUAUCUUUUGCAGCACCCCGAACUCGACGCGCAGCGUUUCGUUCACAGAGGCGCUCACAUGGCCGUUCAUCGACGACGACGUCGCCGCCGAGUAA